ACGUCAUCCCUGUGCUUUCUUGACUCUGAGCUUAGCUGCAAUCAUGGCAGUAGCUAGGGGACCAAAAGUUUGAUCUGUUGGGUUUGGAUAUUUGAUAGAUAAUUAAGAGCCAAUAACUUUAGAAGUCAUCUGCUCCUUGUUUGUUGAUAUGGACAAAUCCAGCAUCUUGCAUUUCAGUCUCCUUGUGUGUUGGGACUGGUUACAGAGAAUGUCGUGAUGAGCACCUGCACUGUUUUUAUUUGAAAACAAAAACACCAAGAUGGCAUCUGCAACAACAUACACCUUCCCUUAUGAACAAGUCUGGGAAGAGCCUGAAACCCAUUCUGAGGAGUUGAGAAUCAGCAGGAUGAAGUUAUCAGAGGAAGCACGAAGGUAUCGUUCUCUUCAAACAGACCUGGAAGAACUGGGCGAGAAGGAUGGUUCUGAGCUAGAAUUUCCUCCGAGUGGUCUAGAUAAAGAAGAAAGUGUACUUGAUGCCACGGACCAGGAAACAGUGGUUUGUGAAGAGGAAAGCAGAAAAAGCCUGUGUUCCAGUGUGGCUGUAAAGAAGAAGAGAAAGAAAAGGAGACCAGUGAUAAAUCUGACUAACUGCAAGUAUGAAAGUGUGCGACGGGCUGCCAAGCUGUGUGGCCUCCGGGAAGCAAGUGAGGUUGAUGACUGGACCCUAUAUUGGACAGAUUAUUCUGUUUCACUGGAUCGAGUGUUGGAAAUGAAAAGUUACCAGAAAAUCAACCAUUUCCCUGGGAUGUCUGAAAUCUGUAGAAAGGACCUUCUGGCUAGGAAUAUGAGCAGGAUGUUAAAGCUUUUCCCCAAGGACUUUAACUUCUUUCCCAGAACCUGGUGUCUUCCUGCUGACUAUGGUGAACUGCAAGCCUUUGGCAGAUCAAAAAAGCAUAAGACGUAUAUCUGUAAACCAGAUUCUGGCUGUCAAGGCAGAGGCAUUUUCAUUACAAGAACUGUAAAAGAUAUCAAACCUGGGGAGGAUAUGAUCUGCCAGCUCUAUAUCUCAAAGCCUUUUAUUAUUGAUGGUUUUAAGUUUGAUCUUCGUGUUUAUGUGCUGGUGACGUCAUGUGAUCCCCUACGAGUUUAUGUUUAUAAGGAGGGUCUUGCACGCUUUGCAACAUCUGCAUAUUCAGAACCAUCACAUAGCAAUUUGGAUGACGUCUGUAUGCACCUGACUAAUUAUUCAAUUAACAAGCACAGUGCUAAUUUUGUACGAGACGAAGACUCUGGUAGCAAGAGGAAGCUGUCCACCUUUAAUAACUACAUGGAGCAAAAUGGCUAUGAAACAGAACGGAUAUGGAAGGACAUUGAAGAUGUUGUUGUUAAAACAUUGAUAUCAGCCCAUCCUAUCAUCAAGCAUAAUUAUCUCACCUGUUUUCCCAGUCACACCAUGUGGAGUGCUUGCUUUGAAAUCCUGGGUUUUGAUAUUUUAUUAGAUCGAAAACUCAAACCAUGGUUGCUUGAGGUGAAUCAUUCUCCAAGUUUCAGUACUGAUUCAUGGCUGGACAAAGAGGUUAAAGACCAACUUUUGUAUGACACUCUUGUUCUGAUCAACCUGGCAGCCUGUGAUAAGCGGAAAGUCUUGGAAGAAGAGAAACGAAGAGGGAAAGAGAGGCUUCUCAAGCAGUGCCGUAAUCCGGAAGCCAGGGAAUGCAGGAGAGCUUUGCAGCCUUCAGCAAAGCUAGGGAGUAAAGCAAGAGGAAAUCCACAAUUUCUGAUCGAGGAAUACAAGAACUGCCAAGCUGCCUGGCUCGAGCAAGCAGAGAAAUAUGAGGAAAAAAACACAGGAGGCUACCGUCGAAUUUACCCGAGCUCUGAUUCAGACAGAUAUGAUAAGUUUUUUCAACACAAUAAUUCCCUCUUCCAGGAAACAGUAGCUUCCAGAGCACGUGAGGAGUAUGCCAGGCAGCAGCUCCAGGAGCUGCGUCUCAAGAAGGAGCAAAAAGUGGCUCUGCUGAAAGAGAAGAAGGUUGAACUUCAGGGAGAAUCUAGUGGAGAAAAAAUCAAGAUCUUCAGGCAGAAGAUGGCAAGCAGAGCAAGUAUGGCGCCAGUCCCUGACCAGGUUUGUUCAGAAACUGGGCCUAGGACUGCCUUCCUACCUGACAAUUUUUCAGAUGUGCAGGAACCCAAGACAGAAGUGGCUUGUGAUUCUCAUGCCAUCGCCCAGUGUGAGAGCAAUGGGACAAACAACUGCUCAGAGCCCCCUGAAGAACAACCUGUGAGGCCUUACAGCUCAGUGCCUGAUCUUACCAGAGAAGAUUCAUCCACCACCCCGGAGCAGCAUAAUUCCAGUCCAGAACUGAGGAACACUAUUAGCAACCAUCCUUCUAUAACAGAUCUCCAGCCACCGGAUGGGUUUACAAAAGCAUGCGGUAAACAAAGCCCAUGCCAUCACAAACAUUUUCCAGCAAUGAACCAAUUCUGUGCAAGGAGUCCAAAAGCAAAAUGCAUGACCUGCUGUGAAGGACCAACUAUUAAAAGCGUUCACCCGUUUGGAGAAGAGUCCUUCCGGUUUCGUCUUAGAGGAAAAACAGCCUCCUCAUGUUCUGCUCUUCAGAAGAUGAGAACAAAAUUCUCCGAGACUGACAAAGAAAAACAAUGCAUCUUGGUCUCAGAAUUCUUCAGCAAGAUGAAUUAUGGACCAAUGGAGAGAGAUAUCAGGCUUCUCUUGGAACAGCAGUCUCUUCAUCUCACCAACAGAGCGCAAAGUGCUUCCCUUCCAAGAGAAAUUCUGGGCAGCAGGAGUGCUUCAUGCCACAGGCCAAGAAAAUACUACAAUGCUCACCUGGCUGCACAAAGGCCAGUGGUUACGCAACACUGCUUGCAAGACCUGCUGGUGAUCUCACGGCUGAACAACCAGCCAAGAAGAACCAAUGAUCUGACAUUUGGAGAGAGUCCUGUGAACAAGUAACAAGCAGGAUCUGGUCAAAUGUUUUCCAAACACAGGUUGCUGGAGCCUCCCAAGCAGUCCUUGGGAGAGGCAUAUUGAAAUUAUAUGAACUGUUCAACUAUGUCCAAUCUAUUGUACAGUUCAGUAUAAUCCCAUGUAAAGGAGCUUCUGUGCAGCCAACAAACUGUUGAUUAUAAAGAUAGUGAGUCAUUUUACAGUAAGUGCAUCUUCAGGUACUGAAAGCUCCCAGUUUUAAACUCUCUGCAAAAAUAUGUGGCUUAUUCUUUGCAAAUGGAAACAUUCUUUUCCUGAAAUUCCUAAGAUGUAUGCCGCAUACAGUGACUUUCUGAUACUACAGAGUUAAGUCUCCCGUACCACUUUUUAGGUCUGCAGAAGAGUAUGAAGUUCUACAUGGUUUUGCAGACUGAAUUGUAAAGACCAAACCUGAAGUGACUCAAGUCACAUCAUCUUCCUUGUCUCUUUCCUCCAAUGACUUUACAUGGAAAACGUCCUCAAAGGCUGCAGUAGGAAGCAAAAGGGUGAGAGGAGAGAGGCUGCUUAACCCUUCCUCCUCCAGCUAUCAUGCUAGGCAAAAUCUUCUGCUUUCUGGUAUGGAGGGAAAGGUACCUAGUCCCUAUUGUAUUCUCCAUGGUGAAAAAAGCAGUUUGAGAGGGUCAGUUCUGAGUAGAUAGACAUCUGGAAUUAAUGCAGUCCUCUUCCCCAACAUUUUGUUCUCCCAUUGCAGUUUCCAAGGCAACUUCCCACUUUAAAAAAAAUCAAGAGAAAGAGGAAUGUGACUGACAGCAUAUCAUGUCUAGUUUGGCUCUAAAUUCUUGAUAUUUUCAAAGCUGUUUGUUUCAGUAACCUAGAGAGAAUUUAUAAGGAAAGGCAGUUCACAAGUCGCAAUAAAGGACCACAGAUGGCAAAGAUGGGAACACAGAGGCAAUUUGCUUCCCCCACUGGAAUAAAACUGAAUCUUGUACAUCUUUCGAGUAUAUGUGUGAUGUUUCUGAUUGUAACAUAGCUGCUCUGAAUCCCUGGGAUUUUGCCAUAUCUGUCACAAUAGUCCUGUAUAUUUAUCUACUAAUUAUAUUUACCCUCUUCCCUCCAUCCCUGGUUUCCAUUCUCACAGUGCUGUUUGGCCGGAAAGUGGGGCAGAGUGGGCUUACUGUCCAUGGGAUCCCAAUGGUUUUAAAGCCUCUAAUGGCCUGCUAUAUUCUUGGCAUGAACAAUGGGCUGGUCGGGACAGUGUGAUUUCUAUGUAGGGUAGACUUCAGUAUUUGAAGCAAAGUCUCUGCAAUUGCAUGUUUAUCUUACUUCAAAUGAACAUUUAUAGUCAUGAUUACUAGGAGCCAAGGGACUGGGGCUUCCUGGCAGGCUUCAGAUUUCCUGGCAGUGCAGAAGUGUGAUUGAGGCUGUUAUAUUCAGUCCAAAAGAAAGCAUGGCAACAAUAAACACAAACUUUUCCUUAUAAUCUACCUCUUUCUCUUGCAGGUGCUAUGGCCAACAUAGUAAAGUAAAUGUGACAGUUUCAAAGUGUGCGUAAAAACACAAUAUACAGUAGCAAUUAUCUAGUCAGAAACACAUUGCAAAUGUGCAAAACAUUCUGUAUACCUUAUUCCAGUUAUCCUUACAACAGUAAUGGAGGCCAGGUAUCAUCUUUCUCUGCAUAAAGGUAGUACAGGUGUACUUUCAAGAGACAGUUCCAUAUAGGUUUUUUUCAUCAUACUACCCUGAGCACACCAAUUGCUUCUGAGUUCAGAAGCUAAGGAAGAUUGUUGGGUUGAAUUAGUACUUGUAUAGGAGAGCAUAAGAGAACA
Molecule: messenger RNA, 4713 nt
Organism: Pogona vitticeps (central bearded dragon)
Lineage: Eukaryota; Metazoa; Chordata; Lepidosauria; Squamata; Agamidae
Source: RefSeq, a predicted model, not a curated record